UUUCACCCGAGCUACAUUCGAGCAGGUGGCAGAUGCAGCAGAGACCAACAAAUCAACACCUACAAGUCUGCAGAAAGCCUGUCUGUUUUACUACAGAAAGAGCACACAAUGAAAAAUAAUAGAAAUAAGACCGUCAGAGACGUGACGAAGCUCUCUGGCAAACCUCUAUCAGAGACGCUCGAGCCAUCAUCGAUCCUUCGUGAUCCUCCCACAGAAGAAUGGGUGACAUCCAGAGACUUGAUAGAAGACGACCUACCGUUCAUACCAGAGGUUAUGAAGGAUCUAACCGUCUUUCUUCUGGGAAACAUCAACAUAAACUCAAGUCAUCUGUUCCGGGCAGAUAUCCUCUAUGAUAGCGAAGGCGUCUUGAGUACGCCACAGCAGAAAGAACAGUCCUUCGCGCAGACGGGGAGCAACAAUGUGGAAGCUACCCCAGACACUGAAGAAAGUGUAGAACCCAUCGCUGCCAAAGAAGUGACCGGUUUCAACCUAACCAGAACGGUGGUGAGGCGGCUGAUUCCCAGGAAUCCGAACCUAGACCGGCCAUUAGAGCAGACCUGCCAUUUUUAUGAAGCAGAGCUAGCCGAUGCAAGUGACGACUUCCGGUUGAGACGCUUCUUAGCCGUCUAUACGCCCCAUGUAGCGUCGAAGGAGGAUAUCCCCUUCUACCACCCUCUGCUUCGCUCUCUGGCCUACCUCUACGACUUCACAGACAACCCUACAGAGCCUACAGAGUCUCCAGAACCUACCACAGGCUCAGGAACCCUAUCUCUCCACUUCCUCCUCUACCCAGAAGAACCAAUCCCCACCCGCCUGGAACGCACCCUGCUCUCCCUUCUAAACACCCAGAUCCGCCUCGCACGCAACACCCGCCUCUCUGAAUCCCCCGAAGGAGGCAAUAACAACCCCACCAAAGACAACAUAAUUCCCCAACACCUAGUGCAAAACACCUACUCGCGGCUCAAAUUGAAAUACGCCUCCAGCCUCUGCGAGGACUGGGCCGAAGGCACCGAACCAUCCAAGCACGUCUUCGAGGACCUAGCAAUAACGGCCUUCCUCAUCGAGCUCUGGCGAAGCAUGUACGGUGCCGUCCCCGCUUCAGAGCGCAACGCCGACGGCCCGGAAUCCUACGACGCCAACUUCCCCGGCUUCGUGGACGUCGCAUGCGGGAAUGGCGUGCUCGUCUACGUGCUUCUCAUGGAAGGCUACAAGGGCUGGGGCUUCGACGCCCGCCAGCGGAAAACGUGGAAGAUUCUCCCCAAGUUCGUGCAGGCGCAGCUCAGGGAGGAAAUCUAUAUUCCCAAGCCCUUCUCGGAUGUGAUGAAAGAGUCCGAGAUGCCGGAUCUAAGCGUGGAGACGCAUUCGGGCUUGUUUGAUAGGCAUACUUUUGUUAUUUCGAAUCAUGCUGAUGAGUUGACUGUUUGGACCCCGCUUAUGGCUGCCCUUGCUUGUCCGGGGGAGCCUUUGCCGUUUAUUGCUAUACCCUGUUGUUCGCAUGCGCUUUCGGGCGCGAAGAUGCGUUAUCCGCCACCUAAGGGGCUGAAGUCUGGUUCUCGGUAUGAGGCGUCUCAGCGUGAGGAUGGAGUUGCUGAUCAGCCGGCAACGGGCGACUUGAAGGCACUCCGGAAGGCGAAACAAGAGGCGCAGACUGAUGCUGGGUUCUAUAAGUCCAUGUAUGGGUCUCUUACUAUGAAGACAGUCAGUAUCGCCGAGGAACUCGGAUACGAUGUCGAAAAGACGCUCCUUCGUAUCCCCAGUACCCGCAACAUGGGUGUCCUCGGCGGCCGGAAACGAGUAACAAAGGAGUGGCGCUUACGGAGCCAAUGGCAAUCUGUUUCCGAUGGAAAUGAUGGCCCGGUUGCUGAUUCGGCUGUCGACAGAGCAAUGGCGGCGGUUCAGAGGGAGUGCUUACGCGAUGGAGGCGUGGAAGCCGCUGCUAGGAUAUGGAUUGAGCGGGCUAAAGGCAUCCAUAAAGGACAGGGGCCGGGUAAUCAGCGAGGACAUUUGUCUAAUUCCUAGGUGAUUAUGUGAUGUCUAUGGCGAGUUUAGGUAGAUUAUACACUAUUCUCUUUUAUUUUGUCGUUGUUAGAAAUAGAUGAAUCAUGGCUCGCAGUUCUUUCGUUGCUCGCUGGUCGGAGCCUAGAGUUUUCGGAAUUCUCCCUCUUUAUUGCUCUUGCUGGGUGAAAGAUAGAGGUUGGGUUUAUAAUUGGUUUGGAGCGCUUCUAAGAUAGUUGAAUUGCC
Aspergillus alliaceus is the source of this 2241-nucleotide messenger RNA. RefSeq names its product tRNA (uracil) methyltransferase (gene trm44). Bases 109 to 2019 code for a protein of 636 amino acids. Lineage: Eukaryota; Fungi; Ascomycota; Eurotiomycetes; Eurotiales; Aspergillaceae. Gene Ontology annotation, molecular function: tRNA (uridine) methyltransferase activity. The transcript has a single exon. The record is from RefSeq and is a predicted model, not a curated record. Gene Ontology annotation, biological process: tRNA methylation.